GCUUUAACGGUUUUUGGGUGAUUUGAGUUUAGUCGCAGUGUAUUUAGCGCGCCGGUUACAGCCGCACUAUUGCACCGGCGGCACGCGUCAUGCACUCCUUGGUCGUCACUUCUCGCAAACUCGACCGCCGACAGUGACAUGGUGAUGGGUGCGGGCGACGGUGAUAUGGAAGGUGGCGGUGGUGGGAACGACGAAUGUGUGGAAGAUGGCGAUGAAGAGUUAGUAGCAAUGAUGGGUCCACCUACGACGUUUUGUGGUUCUAACAAGUGCAAGAAAAUCAGGAGACCUCUGCCACCCCGGGAGACGUGGAAGAAGAAAAUUGAAUUCUUAUUGGCGGUAGUCGGUUUUGCUGUUGAUUUGGGCAAUGUGUGGAGAUUUCCUUACAUCUGUUAUCAAAACGGCGGAGGUGCGUUUCUUAUACCGUACGUGGUGAUGUUGGUAUUUGGUGGAUUGCCUUUGUUUUACAUGGAAUUGGCACUAGGACAGUUCCAUCGAUGUGGAUGUCUCACAGUGUGGAAGAAGAUUUGCCCGGCUCUAAAAGGUGUUGGAUAUGCAAUAUGCCUAAUUGAUAUGUAUAUGGGCAUGUAUUAUAACACCGUGAUCAGUUGGGCGCUAUAUUAUCUGUUUUCGUCGAUGAGAUCUGAACUGCCUUGGACCAAUUGUGACAAUCCGUGGAACACGUUGAACUGCACACCGGUGACUAAUAUAUCGGGAUUUACAAACAUUUCGACGAGUCCGGCUAAAGAAUUUUUCGAGAGGAGCGUUUUGGAACAACACAGAGCUGAUGGGUUGGAUAGAAUUGGACCGAUAAAGUGGUCGCUGGCGUUGUGCUUGUUGGCCGUAUUUUUAUUGGUGUAUUUCUCUCUGUGGAAGGGAGUAAGGAGCACAGGCAUGGCGGUUUGGGUCACGUCUCUUGCACCGUACGUUGUAUUGUUCAUGUUAUUGUUCCAAGGCAUCUCGUUACCGGGUGCAAGCGAGGGAAUACGAUAUUAUCUGACGCCGCAGUGGCACAAGCUCGUUAACACAAAGGUAUGGAUAGACGCGGCGUCUCAAGUCUUCUUCUCGCUGGGUCCAGGAUUCGGUACUCUCCUCGCCCUGUCCAGCUACAACAAGUUCAACAACAACUGUUACUGGGAUGCUAUACUCACCAGUUCAAUAAACUUUCUUACCAGUUUUCUUGCUGGGUUCGUUAUAUUCACCAUGCUCGGUUAUAUGGCACACGUACAAAACAAGAGUAUAGCCGAAGUGGGAACCGAUGGGCCGGGUUUGGUAUUUAUCGUGUACCCAGAAGCAAUCGCCAUGAUGACUGGUUCAGUUAUGUGGGCCCUAAUAUUCUUUUUAUUACUCAUCACAUUAGGUUUGGACAGUACAUUCGGUGGUUUGGAGGCAAUCAUAACUGGUCUUUGUGAUGAGUAUCCUAAUGUACUAAAACGACACAGAGAAUUGUUUGUUGCUGGUUUAGUAGCAGUGAUUUAUAUACUAUCAUUACCAACUACUACAUACGGUGGAGUUUAUUUAAUCACAUUGCUGAACGUAUUCGGACCGGGAAUCGCCAUACUAUUUGUUGUGUUUGUCGAGGCAGCAGCGGUCUGUUGGGUGUAUGGAGUGGAUCGGUUCGCAAACGAUAUCGAAAUGAUGAUCGGUCACAGACCGGGUCUAUUCUGGAGAUUGUGUUGGUGCUACAUAAGCCCCGCGUUCUUGUUGUUAAUUUUUGUAUUCUCCAUAUUGGGAUACAAAGAUAUGAUGGCUGGAGGUUCGUAUGUUUAUCCGGAUUGGAGUAUUAAUAUGGGGUGGUUGAUGACAGCUUCUUCGAUCAGUUGCAUACCUGCUUACUUCAUUUACAAAGUGUACAAGACACCGGGUCCAUUUAUGCAGAGAAUCAGAUUGAUCAUGAAACCGGAAGAUCCGGAACCGGACGACCGGGGCAUCGUGGCAAUUGCAUCGGCCGUGCACGGUGGUGGCAGUGGCGGGGGUGGCGGUGGCGGCACGCACGUCUGAUUGGAAUGGCUAGUCUGACCCGGCCGACCAAAAUAACAACAAUGACAACAAAAAAGAAACAGCAGCAAAAAUCUCGGACAUCACGAGAGACUUUUGCGACGACAAGUCGGGUUAUUACUGUCGCAUAUUAUGAUAAUAAAAUAUUAAACUACCAUAAUAUAUUACGCAUAUAAAUAUAAAUGUAUAAACGGUCAACGAUGUCCACUCCCGGAUUUAAAUGGAUGUGGCUCGUCCUAUAGGAUACGAUAUCGAUGACUAUUACACAUUAUUAAUAUUAUUAUCACAAUAAUCGUAUAAUAUCCUCACGACCGCGUAUUCAAUAAAUACGACGACAAACGAAGACGUAUCGUCAACGCGCAUGUACUUGUCUACGUAAACGGAUGGUGGAUUUUAUCAUAUAAGUCGCUUAAUAUAUCGUAAUAUAUUAAAGCAUCUAGUGCCCAAUAAUCUUAUUAUAACGUUUUAGAGUGUGAAAUAGUAGUGUAGAACGAUGGUCGCGAUUUAGGCGGUAUUUUUCCGCGAUAGACACAUUUAGUAGUGAGAUAAUACAAAUAAUAAUCAUUAUCCGUCGACGAGACGAUACUCGAGUAUAUAGGUAUAGUGCGGAUAAUAAUAUGAUGUCUCGUCAUUUUAGGUACCUAUGCGUAGUAUCGACAUAUGGCGUAGUUCUAGUGUGUUUUUACUACAUUAUAUUAUAUAUAUAUUAUUAUAAAAAACUACUAUUAAUUAUUAAUAGUUGAUAGUUGUAGGAAAAAAUAAUAAUAAGAAUAAUAGCAAAAUAUUAUAUAUAAUUAUUUUAAGUCUUACGAAACAAAAUGUUCUGAUCAAAUCAUCAUUACCAUCUAACUUGUUGUACAAAUAAGUAUAAUAUUAUUUAUAAUAUAAUUUUUGUAUGAUAUUAUUUUUUAAUUUUUUUGAUGUAUAAUUUUUUACGUAAUUUAUCGAGCGUUAGACAAUGAAUAUUAUAAUCGUAAUCGUUUAGUUCAGGUCAUUAAAUUAAUUAUGCCUGUAGAAAUGUUAAUACUAUACUAUACACAUUAUUAUUAUGAUUAUAUAUAAUCAAAUCGUACUUAAAUUAAUUUUUUUUUAAUAUUUUGAUCGUCAAACGGCGGUAAUAAGUAUACUGUUGUUUAGUCAUAAAUCUAUCAUAUUAUUAUAGUCACGCGUGUACAAAUGUAAUGCUGCAUUUCGACUAUAAUAACGCGUACUAGCCUUUCCUUUAAUAUUCUAGAAUACAUUUAUAAAGUCUUAAAUAUACAUUAGGUCCAAACGGAAAGUUACCGUGUAGUUAAAGAGCUGUAUAAAAUCGUGCCGAAACUUGUGAAAUUUUUUCGGCAGUGCUGUUCAUUUAGAAGAUAUUAUUAAAUUAUAAAUUUAUUAAUUCGUUUAAGACGUGAUAUAAUUUAAAAUUAUAUAUUAGAUACUUAUUUCAGGUAUUGUUAUUAAGUAGAAAACAUACUCAAGUUUAUUUACAUUUCUUUAAUACUUAUAAUAUUAUUAUCGUUAUUGUGACAUAAAACAGGUUACUAUGUGUAUUUACUUAAAUGUUAUAAUAUUGUACGUUUGUAGUCUGACACUUACAUACAUAUUAUUGUAAAAUCAAGUAUUAUUCUGAUUAUUAAUAACAUAGUAUAUCAAUAAAUAUUAAAUCACAUUGAGUACAACUCACAUACACUAUAAUACAGAGUCAAUAUUAUCAGUUUUGAAUGUUUUUCACAUUCUAACGUCAGUAAAACAUAAUUAUAAUUAUAUAUUUUGUAAAUUAAAAUUAUAAUAGUCAUCUCGUUUUGGAUUCAAUUUUUUUUGUUUUUUAAUAAACCAGAUAAAAUAUUUUCAAAUAUUAUACACUCCAUAAUGCUCUCAGAUUAUUCAUGACGUAUUGUAUUUUUUUAAUUCAUUUUCUUAUGUACGAUUUUUAAACUGCUAAUGUU
Messenger RNA from Rhopalosiphum maidis (corn leaf aphid), 3929 nucleotides. Its product is annotated as sodium-dependent serotonin transporter. The transcript has 12 exons. Bases 139 to 1998 code for a protein of 619 amino acids. The record is from RefSeq and is a predicted model, not a curated record. Gene Ontology annotation, cellular component: neuron projection; membrane. Gene Ontology annotation, molecular function: serotonin binding; serotonin:sodium:chloride symporter activity. Lineage: Eukaryota; Metazoa; Arthropoda; Insecta; Hemiptera; Aphididae. Gene Ontology annotation, biological process: serotonin uptake; sodium ion transmembrane transport.